CUCUAUUGAGUCUGGCAACCCUACCUCACUGUUCAUUGCUAAGCAAAGAGUGUGAUGUUUAUGUUGUGAAUUAUGGCAUUUGAUUUGCUACAGUUGGCCAUGACUGCAUUGUUUUCUGGCUAUUGAUUUUCCUGCCUUUAAACCGAAUUGGUGGGCGCAUGGUGCUUAUUUUCUUGCCUUGUGGGCGGAUUGGUGAUUGUGUGUGGCAUCUGUCUUAUAUAAAUAACUUAAAAUAAUAAGUUAAAUAACUUAAAAUAUACUACUUGCAUUCAAUGUUUUUCUGCUUCAUGUUGAUUUACAAUCCCUACUCACACCUCCACACAGAAUUUGUGACCAUGGGCCUGCCGUGUCUACACUUUUGAGACAUUUCGGGAUCUCAGACUUGCUCGAAGUCUCUCAUCUUAUUAACUUUAAUGCCCAGACGUGUAGUCAGAAGAAACACAACAUACCCGAUUGCUUCACAUCUUCAGGAGCUGUUUGGAACCCGCAUUCCAAAGCUGAGAGGCUGAGGACUUUCUUAACAAUGCUGAUUUCUUGAACAAAAGCCAGAAGGGUUUCCUCAUUCAUGUAGCCUUGUACAACCAUUCAAACCAUAGCUGACACCCAUUUGUUGCACAGGCUAUUUGACUGUCUCUGCCAUGGGCAUAUGGUUGCGUCAUCCAGCCAGGAAUAAUGCUAGCAGGCCUGGCUUGCUAGAGAGAUGCUUUGGGGCUGUAAUUCUGUAACCAUGUAUUUAUUAUUUAUUUGUGUUUCACAAUUGUAUCAUGCCUUUCCUCUAAGUUGUUCAAGAUACAGCAGAGGUGGGUUUAGGGCAGCGUGACUGGUACCCUGGCAAAGGGGCCUAGGGGGCACCUUCCCGCCUUCUUCUGAAAGUCUAGUAAGUGCUGGGCUUUGGGAAGGAGGUGUGAGGGUUCUAGCAGGGUCCUAGAGUCCUCCUGUCUCCUUCCCAAAGCCUAGUUAGUGCUUGCCCAGCUUUGGGAAGGAGGCAGGAGGACCCUGCCAGAGCCUCACACCUCCUUCCCAAAGCCCUGCACCUCACUUACCCAGCUUUGGGGAGAUGGUUUUGGGAUGGAGGGGGUGUCAAAUUUUGGCCUCGCACAGGGCUUCAUAUUACCAAGGUCCGCCCCUGGAUACAGUAUACAUAGGGUUAUCUCCUUUUAUCCUGUAGGCAAUCCUUUCAGGUAGGUUAUUCUGCUGGGACAGAGAGUGACUUAACCAAAGGUAGUUUCACAGCUUACUAGGGAUUUUGAACCCAGGUCUUCUGCAUUCAGGUCCAAACACAAUAUCUGCUUCAACACAAGGAAGUACAUGUGCCCGAAUAAAUUUAGAGCUGAGCCAAAGGUUUUUUUGAUUACUUUUCUGGCUCAAGCAUGGGGUUUUGGAGAGGGACAGGCGGAGGUUUUCAUGAAACCACACACAUGCUUCACCUAUUUUCAAAGCUGUUGCCACUUGUUUAUGAUUAUAUGUGGUAUCAUUCUAAAGCCAAUUCAGAGUGAGGGCAUACACAGGGAAUAUUUUCCCCUGCUCUCACGCUGGCAUCUUCUGAGUAGGAAGCACACAGGAAACUGCCAGGCAGAAGCAGGGAGCUUAGAAGCUAUUGUAGCAAAUGGAGCAAGCAUUUUUCACAUGUUUGUGUCCCUUAUAAAUAACCAACCCCCCCCCCCUCCCAACUUUGCAGCCUGCAGCCAGGGUGGUCAAGUUGUGAGGCCUUUUGGCUCAGCGCUAGUAAAUAGGAUUGGACAGUUGAUGUGCUUAAGAGUUUUGCAUUCCAGUUUUUUACACAAAUUGUUUCCAGCAGCGACCUAUAUUAUUGAUACAAUAUAGUCCGCCUGCCAUCAUCCAUCAUGUGUGUGCGUGCUUAGACGCAGGGUGGGGGGAAGAGAGAAAGGAUCUCUUUAGCUCCUUCUUUUAUUGUAACUUUCCUUUGAAUCGGUCAUGCCUGAAGAGGAGUCACGCCGACAACAUAUUUGAACAACUGGCUCUUUUGAAAGACUACAACAUAUUUGAGCAAAUAGCUGUUUAUCCAAGGACUCUCCUUCUCACUCACGUAGGGUGUGCUUGUUCUGUGCUUGUUCGCUGCACAUACUCUCCUAUGCUAGAAUGAAUCUACAUGGACUAGUAAUGCCAGUUAAUCCCAGUGCAGAAAUGCACCUGCUGACUUCACAGCAGUGGGAGUGAAUAGUAGCAGCGGGUGUGGUUCACAAUUGUACUCAACAAGCUACAUAUCCUUCUUUAGUGAGCCCCACAUCUUUGUGUAUCCUACACAAUGCUAACUGUGCCAAGUCAGUUCAUAAGUAUCUGGCCCAGUCUUGUCUACUCUGACUUCCAAUAGCUUGCCAGAGUGUCUGGCAACUCCUGGCUUUCCUAUCUAUGAUCACUUAACCGGAGAUGCCACAAAUUAAACAUAGGACACCUUAUCUGCACAAAGAAUGUGCUGUACCGCCACCGGAGUGGUAUUCUUCACAUCCAGCUUAUGUCUUUAUUGUUUCUCUGUACCAAUCCAAUCACCCAUGCUCCUUGUGCCAACUUGUCCUUUGCUGUGUUUCUUUUCAGGGUCCUUCAGGAAGACCUGGGCUUCCGGGAGACAAAGGCGCCAUGGGGAUCCGUGGACUACCGGGACUAAAGGGGCAACCUGGAGAGAAGGGAGCCCCAGGAGAAGCCGGCAUAUCCAUCAUUGGUCCCCGUGGCCCACCAGGACAGCCUGGAACAAGAGGUUUUCCUGGGUUUCCGGGUCAGAUUGGUUUAGACGGCAAACCAGGGCAACCUGGACAGAAGGGAGAAGCGGGCCCAGCUGGUCCCAAAGGACAACCAGGAACCACUGGACAAAAAGGAGAAAAGGGUCAAUGUGGAGAUUAUCCACACAGGCUGUUGCCUCUUCUCAAUUCAGUGCGGCUGGCUCCACCCCCAGUCAUAAAGAGACGCACCUUCCAGGGUGAACAGGGACAGGCAGGAAUCCAAGGGCCUCCAGGGCCACCUGGGCCACCAGGCCUCCCAGGGACUCCAGGACCAACUGGACCAACUGGACCAGCUGGAAAAGCAGGAGAACCAGGGAAGCCCGGCAAGGAUGGAAAGGGCUUGCCAGGACCUCCUGGACCAAAGGGGGACCCUGGAAUUCAGGGGUACCAUGGAAGAAAGGGUGAGGUGGGUGAGGCUGGCUUACCUGGCACCCCUGGCCUUCCUGGUCCUUCUGGCCCAAAGGGGGAGAGGGGCAUGCCAGGGCUACCAGGAAAACAAGGAGUUCAGGGGGAUCCCGGAAUUGCGGUGGCAGGCAUGAAGGGUGAGCCAGGGAUUCCAGGAACAAAGGGAGAACGUGGAGUUGCAGGGAAGAUGGGCCCCCCAGGUUUGCCAGGGAAAAGGGGGCAGAGGGGCGAGAAAGGAAAACCUGGUGAUCCGGGACCUCCUGGAACCAUAGGACAAAAGGGAGAUAAGGGAGAUUCUGACAAUGCACUUGGAGGGGGUAAAGGGGAACCUGGACCCCCUGGAUUACCUGGACCUCCAGGACCAAAGGGUCCCAAGGGUGAACCAGGAAAGAAUGAAAUGGUAGAUUACAAUGGCAAUAUCAAUGAAGCUUUACAGGAGAUACGAACCUUGGCUCUUAUGGGGCCUCCUGGACUACCUGGUGUUGCAGGUCCUCCAGGACUACCUGGACAGAAGGGUGAAAUUGGCCUGCCUGGUCCUCCCGGACAUGAUGGAGAAAAGGGUCUUGAUGGCCUAGCUGGAGAAAAAGGUGAUCAGGGGGUGCCAGGACCUCUAGGCCUAACAGGUCCAAUCGGACUUCCAGGAUUAACAGGAGAGAAAGGAGAACCUGGAGCAAAAGGAGACACUGGAGAUUCGGUAGCAGGGCCACCAGGGCCCCAGGGCCCACCAGGAACACCAGGUCUUCAAGGUGGUCGAGGACCUAAGGGGGAAGCAGGCAUUUCUGGAAUGAAAGGCGAAAAGGGUGCCCAGGGAGAAAAAGGAGACCGAGGUCCUCUGGGAUUGCCCGGUGCUUCAGGUUUAGACGGCAGGCCUGGCCCACCGGGUACUCCGGGACCAGUUGGAGUUCCAGGACCAGCAGGACCAAAAGGAGAGAGGGGCAAUAAAGGAGACCCUGGAACAGCAGGACCAAUAGGACCAGCAGGACUUCCUGGUUCACAAGGCUCACCAGGUGAAAAAGGAAACCGGGGGGAAAGGGGCAAGAAAGGCUCUAGGGGGCCUAAAGGGGAUAAGGGAGACCAAGGAGCACCUGGAUUAGAUGCACCCUGCCCAUUGGGGGAAGAUGGCUUGCCAGUUCAAGGAUGCUGGAAUAAGUGAAGAUUCUAACUAUGGACUGGCCUGUGUGUGUAUGUGUGUUUGUGCAUAGAAUAUUUAUUUUUAUACAGUGUUCUUUUUGGAAGUGCCAAAAGAUAAUGCAUUUUUCAAAUGAUAAAGAGCUGCAUAUUUUUGUACAGAAAAUGCUACUUUUCUCCUUUUUAUCUGAUCAGUCAUUUGUAUCGUUAUAUGUAUAUUGAUACUAUGCUACUUGCAUUGUGGAAUACAGCUGCAAUAUUUGCAUGAUAUUUGUGCACUCAUACUAAGUGAUACAGCUAAAUAAGUUAUUGCAUUAAGGUGCCAGGAAGAAUCACUCUAUGUACAUAGGAAGACCAACAAAGCCAUUUGAAAAUGAAUGCAAGAACUUAAAAUACUGUGGACUUUCAUUAUUAAAAUGAAAUGAAAUUAACAUUUGUAAAAUAAAUCAUAUAUAUAUAAUGGUAUUUCAUGGGAAAACUUAAGCCAACAAAGCAAGAAACAACAGGGAUCACCUGUGUUCAACUCUAUCGCCAGCAGAGGGCACCACUGAUUAAAUAACUAAAUUUGUAGGAGAGUUUGUGGAUAACAAAAACAUGCACAUACAUAAAGCACUGAUCUUCUAGAAUCAGUUAAAGCAAAGGUUUACAUUUUAAUGAGGUAGUCAUUGGUGGGAAUAGCCGGCUUCCGAUACACAACUAAGACUGCACAAUCUUAUACACCCAUACAAUAAGGAAGUUGGCCCCAUUGAACUCAGUAGAAACCUCUAGCAUUCAUAACAACCCUUUUCAGUUCUUGGACAUCUUUUAAAAGCUACUUUUAAAAGCUCUUUCCAUGCAUUGCUGCUCUUCAAAUAUUUCAUUCUAAGGAGCAUCAAAUGUUAUUGCACUAAGAUGCAUUUAUUCAGCAUUUCCGUUUGCCCCUGCACCCUGCAAGAUCUCACAACCCAAACAACUGCUGUUUUCCUCUGGUUUUAACACGUUGCUUCUUGUCCUCACUUCAGUGCCAAACUAAAGGUAAUGCAGGAGACUGAAAUAAUGAAUUGUGGUCACUAUUAAUUAAAACACAUGAACCCAAGAGACCCAGUGGUGGCCCUGACCCCAGGGGCCCCCAGGCUGCAGCUAAUUUUUAAAAUAUAUAUACCGUAUAUAAACGCAAUCCAUGAGAAUGAUCUCAAGGUCACAUCUAGUUGUGCCCUCAGAUCAGUGGUCAGUUAGGUUUCCUUUGACAUUAACAUAUGAUAGAUUCUUAACUAAAUAUAUGCUGACCACUUCACAUAGAGGAAAGAGCAGCUUUCUGGUCAAUCCACUGAAACCAAGACAAACCCACAGCAGGAUGUGCUUUGGCUUGGUAGGCCAUGAGGUGUGUGUGCCUCAGCUGAAUAUUUCCAAUUAUUUUCUCAUUUUCCCAUGACUCGUCAUUCUUCUCCCUAACCUUCUAAAUCUCUUCUGGCUUCUCAGCUUUUCUUGAACUUUAGUAUGGAGAACAUAGUACAAGUGAAGCCUUAAGCCCUGUGUAGAUGACUGCUAUGUAUUUCUCUAGUCUUGGAAGCAGUACUAGAGUUAUGUAUACUAUAGACACGGACCAGUAUUUUAAAAGAUGUCACUCAGGUCAUGCACCAUGCAAAUUCCCCAUCAUGACUACCACCAAUAUCCACACUAAGGACAGAUCUGCAACAUACAUUUAAAGCAUACCCAACACACAUUGAAAGAACAUUACUUUCUCCAAAGAAUCCUGGGAACUGUAGUUUAAAAGACAGAAUUGUAGCACUGUGAAGGGGGAAACUACAGAUCCUGGGAUUUGGGGGGCGAGCUAUGUGCUUUAAAUGUGUUGGGUGGUCUUUAUAUCUGCCCCUGCUCUGCAGCUGACAAUUCAAAAUGUGCACUGCAUCCCCAUGAUGCACCCCAAACGAAUAAUUAUGAAACCCAACUCAGAUUUAGUUCACUAUCAGGGCACAACAGAAAACUAGACUGUUCCUGGUUUACAAUGUCACUAUUCUGAGUGGAGCAAAGGAUUGUGCAACAUUCCAGCUGCAGUCCACUCACAUUAUUUCAGAAAGGUGUGAUAAAAUCCCAUCAUUUUCAGAAAAGGGAUGGCACAGGUGCAAAACCCAAAAUAGCUAAGUGAAAAAUACUUGCUGCUGGUGUAAUCUAAGGAUUAUAAAUGUUUUUGUUUCAAUGGAGCCCAGUGGAACACAGAUAAAAUUAAUUUGAGAUUUUGCAUAGUUUUAAGUACAUGAGAGCAGUACUUUUACUAAUAUCUGAAAGGACAUUUCUAUAUGAAAUAAUAUAUCUGUCACUUAAAGGGUCAAACUCCUUGGCUGAUAGCCAAAUAAUGAAACAAGUAAGAGAGUGGAGAUAUUUGUGGAAGGCCUACAGUGGUGACAAGAACAUCCUGCUUGAAGGUUUGCUGAAGAUAUUGAAUGAGUUGCCUCCAAGGAGCACGGAAGUAUUCUUGAGCCACACGCACCAGAGUUUUGUUCCCGAACAGUGGACCUGGUGAGGCUACAGAAGGUGGAUACCCCAGUGGUUUUUGCUCUCUCCUUCCAGAGGUCGGCACCAGUGCCAGAUGUGAGAGAAACUGGCUUCUGUUUCAUCAUAUUUCUUUUCAUUCAAUUCAGUCUGUUAUGAUAAUAGGAGCCUUCGUCUGAAAAUCUUGACAUGUCAUACAGCAGCUGAUGUGAAGAAGAGCAUUAGGACAUAAGGCAACUUUCUGUGGUUGUUGCUUUUUUCAGAAGAGGGGCUAUUUUUCUCAUAAUUCUAAGCAAUAAACUUGAAUAUUGACUCUGAAAAGCAGCUCAGUGAAGAUACAGCAACACUUUGCCAUCUUUCCUGGUUGCCCAGUGAUAAACAUUCAUUUACUCACAUGAUGAUUCCAUCCUUAACCUUUUCAUGGCUUCUCUUCAAAAGCUACCGUUUAUUUUUCUGCAAGAAAGUUAUUAUCCUUUUGGUGUACUAGAAGUUAAUUUUAAAUUUGAUAAAUGUUUGAUUUCUUUUUUACAUAAUUUUAGUUCUACUCAUUUUCAGACAUUUUUCAUACUAAAAACACAUUUGUCAUGAAGUAUUUGCUGAAGUAUUGUCAUGAAGUAUUGAACUCUGUUCAAUUUCUCUAGGUCCCCUUUUCAGUGGAACUACCCGUGCUAAAAACAUAAGGGUACCGCUUUAACAGAUUGUACAAGUUUAUGGGACAAAAGAUUGGGGGGGAUAUAACUUUCCAAUAAUCUGCUGUCAAUUUUAAUGACAAUUCCCCCCCCUUUUGAAUUUUGAUAGUUUGUUAUAUCAUCUUAGUUAAGAAGUCUCAAGUGGAUGCAAUAUAGUUCCAGUAACUUACUAUUUUGUCAACUACGUUUAAAACUUCUACUGAUUCCUCUACUGUACUCCAUGUGUAUUAUUGUUAAAUUGUUUUAAGUGUAGGUAUCUCUGGGAUGUCUUCUGUUGUGAAGACUUGUGCCAAAAAUGCAUUUACUGGUAGUUCAUCUGUAAUUUACUUGAUUGUUUUUUUUCCUUUUCUGAAUGCUCCCUUAUAUCUUUGCCACUUAUUAAGCCCAGGGCUGUAGCACAGUUAAAUUGACCCAACAGCUCCUUGCAUACAACACUUUUGCAUACAUUUGGGUUCCCUUAUUCCUUUCACAUGAGGCAAUUCUGUAUAUACAUCUGUUUACACAUGCAGAUCUGCAUCCUACAUUGCUGAAAAUGGAUUCAUGCAGAAAUAUCAUAUUCACAUAGGAGUGCCCACAAAGUUCUAGAUGAGAACUGUCAAUAAACACUAAAACAGCAACAACCCAUAAAUUGUUAAGAAAACAGACAUAAUGAUUGCUUGAUUGCUGGAUGCUUCUUUCACCAGGACAGAAUUCAUGGAAUGAGGCUCCCCCCACCUUCCCUCUAGUCCCCUGAAAGUCUGUUAGUAGGGACUGGGACACUUUUGGGAUAUACUAUGGGGGCCUGCAGAUUAAAAUCCCUCACUUCUGAAAACAGCAGCAGUCCAGGAUCUAAACCAUUAUGUUUCAUUUAUUGCUUAUAAAUCAUAGUUUAGUGCAGAGCCUGAACUAUUCAGUAAGAAAAUAGGAUUUCACAAUACUGAGAACAAAUAGUAUAAACUAGUUACUGGAAAGCUUAAUUGCCACUGGGUACUAUUUCAUCACUAGAUGAUUUCUGCCACAGCUUUAUCUGCAGAAAAACCAGAAAUGGGCAAGUCAUAAGUGAUACAGGGUAGUUGUUAAUGAGACUUGCACUUAAGUCCUUAUAAUUAAAAUUAUACCACACUGGGCACAAUUAAGUGCACUAUUAUGAACCAAUGCCAUUGAAAUCAAUGGGGCAUAAGCAUGGAUCUGUGUUGCAGUGUAGCCAUAAUUUAGAUGUACUGCUAGGUUUCAAGGAUUGUUUCCAUCCCAACCUCCACAUAUACAAUCUGGUCAGCAAAGGUGUUCACUGCAAUGUUGGAGGAGGUUCCAUAUGGACAAUGGGGAUGCAUACAGAGGACUCUGCCCAGCAUUGAGGAGAAAGCCCUCUGCACUUAGGAAUUCUUUAUGUAUGCACCUGCAAAAAAUUGGAUUGGACUGAAUGUUCUUCAGAUCAGGGAGAGUGUGUGCUCACAAAGAACAAGAAGAAAUUGAAUGUUACUUCAAAACAGAUUUUAUAUAAGACUUAUUCAAUGUAAGUAUUAACAGGAACUGCUAUUUUUGCAUAUCAGGUUUGUUGCAGUUCUUGUUUUGUUGAGGUAAGAAUGUGUCCAACUGCAGGGCGGUGUGCCUUUGUAUUUUAAUAUAUUCAUAUUUUAAUAUUACAUUUCCUUUUUUAUUUUGUUAUAUAUUCUGUAGCUGUAUUUUGAUAUGGAAAGCAAGAAAAUUGUAAUUGUUCCUAAACCAUUUGUUCUUAGGGAUAACAUUUUCUUGCCUUCCAAGUACACUAUCUAAUUGGUGCUUUUUUUUGCUGAUGGGCAGAUGUUCAGCUCGGAAGUUGUUGUUUUUCCAAAGACUACCCUGGGGACCAAACAACUGUGGACUCCCUAAAUACAGGCCCCCAAUCAAGCUCUAGCAACUCAGUUAUAUUUGGCUAAUACCACCAAGAAGAGGACAGGGAAUCACAUGCCAGUGAAUGUGCAUCUAACUGUGCACCCCCAUCAUUCUGGCAUACGUAUAAUUACGCACCACUAGAGCUGGAUUGAGGGAUCAAAAUGGUCUCUCUCAAUAAUAGUAACAAUUUACACAAAAUGUAGGGACCAGGAAGGGAAAAGAAAUGGUCUCUCUUGAUGACAGGUGGUCUCUCUAAAAGAAAACAGACUCAAACAUGUCUGUUCUGUUUGAAGCGAUUGUUAAAAUGAAACUAACCUCCAUACUGCCAUUUUUGUGAUCCAAAAAGACACUUUCCUGUGCUUUAACUUUCAAUGUGCAAAUUGUCCAAAGUAAACAACUCCUUGCUCAGAUACACAGUAUACCUCUGGACAUGAAGAGGCUGAGGAAUGAGCAAGAGAGAGGACUGCCAUCACCUUCACACUCUCCUUGUAGGCUUCCUCUAUUGAAAAGAGAAUGCUGGACAAAAUGGAUCUUGCUUGAUUCCCAAUGCAUUUAUGAAAUAAUUGAGCAUUUAAAUGCUAAGUUCAUUAUGCAGUCUAUAUAACCUUUGGGCAUUUGGGUUGCUUGCAUAUUUAAGUUAGCUCUCAGUGGUUUUAAAUCUAAAUAACUAAAUACCAGCUUUGCUUUAUGAAUGAUGUAUGGACAAGGAAUUAUAGUUUUUUACAUGCAUUAAUCUUAGGUUUUAUUGUUGCUAUUAUUUUUGACUAGUUACUAUAUUAUAUUGAGAUUUCAGACAGUAAUUGGAAGUACUGUAUAAGGAUCUGAUGGUAAAUCCAUUAGCUACUUUUUCCUGUUAAUACAUUGCUCCUGGUGAGUGCCAACUUCCAUUUAGAGAAAAUUCUGCAUGUCUCCGCAUCCCAAUACAGUUCAACACCUUACUUCUACAUAUCUUUCAUAUCCUUUCAAUCAGUGCCACUCAUUCUAGUGACGCUUAAAAAUGAGUGCACAUUCUCCUCAUGCAACAAAUAUAUUUUCAUAAAAUAUAUUUAACCACCUAUUCAAUGUAUCUACCAAAUGUUCUCCAAUAUAUGUAAUCAAAAAAUUCUAGUCUUCAUUCUACAUAUUCUUCCAAAACUAGAAAUCAGUGCAUGCCAAACCGCAAAAAAAUAUAGAAAGUGAAAUUAAGUCUAAAUACAUUCUAGCAGCUAUGCAAGCUUUUGUAUAAGCAUGAGAACUCCUAGAAAAGCCUAUCUACAAUAGCUCUGUGCACUCUCGUGCAAGCAUUUUUGGAAUGCUAGCAGCAACUUUCCUUCCCCUUCAGUUAAUUAUGGGAUCCAGCACCACAAUGUCUAAAAAUGCAUGUCCAAAAAUAAUGUUUUUCAUGCAAAGGAAUUGAUUUUUUUGAAGAAUUUCCUGUGAGUAAAGACCCAUGAAAAUCUUUCCAAGGACCCAUCAUAUCUUACUCAUGUGACUUAUUGAAAGAUGACAAAUUAGUUUUAUUUGCCUUCCGUGUGCAUUUACCAACAACAACAAAACUAGUCAUGAAUUCAAAGUGUUAAUUUAGGACAGACCCUAUAGGAAUUAUUUCCAAGUCCAGGUUAAGGUAGAUCAUAAAUAAAUUCUAGGAAUCUUCAUAAAUAAUAGGUAAAGAUAUUAAAAUCAGGGCAUACAGAAAUCUGCCAUUUAAGAUUCUUUUUGUGGUAUCCUACCUCAGAAUAAUCAAUGGGAGUCUUGUAAUAGCUUCAAAGUCAUCAUUUCAUUCUAGAUAUUUAAGCUAUCAGAAUUUUUUUAAAAAAAAUGAGUAGCUAAUCUUUUGAAUUAAUAUUUGGUUUUAUUUUAUUUAUUUUUAAAAGACUUUGGUUAUGGAGCCAGUUUUUGCAGGAAACUGAUUUGCAGAAACAAUUUUUUGUCGUUUCUGGUUUUGUCGAUUUACAUGACAGAAUAUGCUUUUUAUCUGGUUUUAUUUGAUGUACAAAUAUUUAAAACUUUAUUAAAGUGGUAUAUAUUGCAUUGUUGGGGCAUUGUUUCUACAUUCUCCUACAUAGGCUUCAACUGAUUUGAGACAUACAUCUUUAUAUCUACAUAGGUUGCGAUGAAAUGUUCAGUUUGUUAAAUCACUGCUUGGCAUGCCGACUAAAUAUUGUAGGUUUGUCAUUGGUAUGAGCUUUCGUGUGCAUGCACACUUCCUUCAGAUACCAUGUGCAUGCACACGAAAGCUCAUACCCAUGUCAAAACUUAGUUGGUCUCUAAGGUGCUACUGGAAUUUUUAAAUUUUGUUUUGACUAUGGCAAACCAACACGGCUACCUACCUGUAAAUAUUGUAGGGUAAUAUUUAAUGAGCUUUUUGAGAAAGUAACUUCAAAUUCUUUUUACUUCAAACAGAUAACUAGAGGUAUUUAUCCAUUUAAAUUGGAUUAUCUACCUAAGCAGUUAUUAUUGUUGUUUUUUACCUGUUUCCUCAGGCAAUCCUUUAUUUAUCAGAGAUGCAAACUCAUCAAAUUAUAUGUAGCUUUAAAGUACAACCAAAUACAAUUCUACUCAGAAGUGUAUCCCAGAUAACAGGGUACAAAAUUGCAGCCUUAACUUAAAUAAUUCUGUUUAAAUAGUAUAUAUGCGUGAUACGUUAUUUUGAAAUUAACUGCAGCCAAAGCUUAUGCCCACUUAAAAAUAGUAUUUCAAGCUUCUGCUGAAUACUGAUUUAAACAUUUAGGUUUAUAUCCAACAAGUCAUAUACAGAGUCGACCUACUGAAAUCAAUGGAUAAGUGCAGUUUUAUUUUUAACAUUCCCAACAAAAUAACUUUUUGGAGAAAUGGAAUCAAGCAUACAUCUCAUCAUUAUACUGUAACAAAAUGUAAGGAGAUGAUGCUCAGAUCUUUAAAGUAGUAGCAAAAAAAAAUUGUUCACUUUUAAUGUAAAAAUAUACUCAAUCAGGAUACGUACACAUUCGUGGCUUGAAAAGCAGUGACAUGUUUUUCUUCGCAACAUUUCCAAGUCACAUUUUUAUGUUGCUGUACACACAGGAGAGGGAGCAGGGAUGUCUUCAACCAAUGUGCAUUACCUGCUACUCCCCGCCCAUUCCAAUUCAAUGAAACUUUCAUCAGCACAUGGCCAGCCCACCCAUGAGGACUGGUGAAGCAGUCAACUCACGUGGCAGAUCCAGCCUUUGAGGAGCACGUCGCUCACCGCCUCCUGUGCUUGUCGGCCGCCUCCUCCUCCUCUGCUCAGAGUCUGUUCCUCUCUGGCUUCUUUUUACUCCCCACCACCACCUUCAGCAUGCUGGGCCUUCUCCAGACCACUUGCCUGUGGCUGCUGAAAAGUGGUGGCAUGGGGUGCUGCAGAGGAAGCAGCAGCACUUUCUAUUUUGUCUCACGAGGCAAAAUGUCCUAGGCCAGCCCAGACAAUGGCUAUCUGAAAUGAACACACCUCAGAUUAACUGCUGUUUACGUUUUCAAGUCAGAUGGAAGGUGGUUUGAGGGGAAACACAUCAAACACCAGUAAUUCCCAAGAAACUGGAGGAUAUGGAUCGUGGCUAGCACGAUGUGUCCAUGGUUUCAAACCAUCAGUGCUGGGAGCACACUGAGCUGAAGUACAGUAAACUGCAAUAUGCACAUAGCCUCAAGUAUAAGAAUAGCUUUCUUAGGUAACAUAGAGGAUAUACGCUCAAAUGCCAUAACUAGUUCUCCAUUCUUUUAUCAUACACUGUGGGGCAACAAUUUGAUCCUACUCCAAGAAAACUACAAACAUUCACUGUGCUAACAUUUACUUAUCUUGUAUUAUUUCUGUAGUGAGGUUAUUAUUUGGGAAACGUAAGUUGUAUGCAAUUCUGUACUGUUGGCUUAUUGUAUAUGAUGUAAAUAUUUAUCUUUUUAAAAUGGCAAAUGUUUACGAUUUAUUAUUUCAUGCAGCCGAUUUAAAAAUAAAG
This is a messenger RNA of Zootoca vivipara (common lizard), 13200 nucleotides long. The record is from RefSeq and is a predicted model, not a curated record. NCBI's taxonomy places the organism in Eukaryota, Metazoa, Chordata, Lepidosauria, Squamata, Lacertidae.